AUGUCUUUCUCUACUACUUCAUCCAUUGCAUAUUAUUUCCACGGCACUCCAAACAGCGAUCAAGUCCUGCAAGUUCGAUUUGGGGUUUGUAGCCGCCUGAUUUCUCGAUCUCCUUCUCCCGGAAUCAUUCCAGACCGAAUAUUGCAACAGACUCGUUCAACUCCGAUAGGAGAAGCUCUGUUUCCUUUUACUAAUGUGCGGGAUGUUGGAGAAGAAGCAGCAGUAGAGUUUUUGGUGAAUGGGUUUCUGCGUUCGUUCAACCUCCAUUCCUCCGUCUGCCAAAUGAUGUCUCGCAAGAUUUUGUCAUUUGCUCAACAGUUUGACGCCAAUAAUGGGAGCUUCAAAAUAGAAGCGAACAUCGAUUACAUGAAGGAGUUCUGGAUGGAAGCUGUCUCUUGGCUACACCCGAACUCCAUCAUCGGAGAGGAAGGGUUUGAGAUUAAUUUUGAAGAAGGUCCACCACCGGCGAGGAGAGCAGGGGCGCCGGAGUCGGCAAUUGAGAGAGUAAGGAAGCAGAAAUUUGAUGGGUUUAAAGAAGAAGAGGAGACGGGAGAGUGCUGUGUUUGUUGCGAAGAUCUAAAAAGAAAGGGGAUGGAGGUGAGUAGGAUUCCGUGCGGUCAUGUGUAUCACAAAUCGUGCAUCCUCACAUGGCUUGAAAGGAGCAACACGUGUCCAUUGUGCAGAAGAUCAUUAGAAGCAUGA
Benincasa hispida (wax gourd) is the source of this 702-nucleotide messenger RNA. The record is from RefSeq and is a predicted model, not a curated record. NCBI's taxonomy places the organism in Eukaryota, Viridiplantae, Streptophyta, Magnoliopsida, Cucurbitales, Cucurbitaceae.